UCCGAAAUAGAAGCACAGAAAUCGAGUCAGACGGGAUUUUAACCAUAACAUUGUAAAAAUACAUUGUCUUACUGCGACAUUUAGUUAAGUUUAAUUUAUUAAGCCUAAUGGAAACGAACUUGAUAUGUUAUCGUGUCAUUUAAAUGCACAAAGUGAAGCUCGGCUAAUUUGACUAACUUAGCUAAAACUAGUAAAUAUGUGCUACAACAUAAUCAACAGCGUGAAGUAUAUUUAGCAGGUAGCAGGACCACCUCCCCCAACAGGUAACCUUAAGCUGCCAUAGUUGUGAAGAAGAAACCUGUGUCAAGUGUGCACCCCGGAAAAAUGAGUAUAAUGCGCCACCUGAUGAACUUUGGGGUCAAUCAUGCAGCACUGGCUUUUGCCAUGACUACUCUUGGGUCAGGCAUGAUUAACAAUAUUUUCAGCUUCUAUUAUGUCAAACUCUUCCUGAAUAAGUACAAGAUAUCUGAAGGAGCAUUUCAUCAAUCACAAGUGGUGUAUAUGGUGUGGAAUGCAGUCAAUGACCCUCUCUUCGGUUACCUGCAAGAUAACUCCAGGGUGCCCUGCUGCUCUCAGCGACGUCUCUCCAUCCUUUAUGGUGCUCCCCUCUACUCGCUGGCUUUUCUUCUAGCCUGGUUCCCAUGGCGGUCUUACGCUCCUGGCGACUGGUUGAGUGGCUUACACUUGACAGUGGCGCUGUGUGCUUUUGAUGGCAUGCUGACUUUUGUGCUACUGGCACAAUGUGCCUUGUUUGCAGAGAUUUCGAGCCAACACCAGAGCCGAUUAAGACUUAUAAAGUACAACCAGGUGGCUUCUCUUAUUGGCUCCUCCAGUGUCCUCUUCUGUGGAGUGCUGUCCAAGAACAUGGAAGACUUUACAGCUUUCCAGGCAUUCGCAGUGCUGAUUGCUUUUCUGAGCUGUGGCUGCAUGAUGUAUACAGGCUUCCACAGUGAGAGCCGCUUUGAUAAUAAAGUAUCUGAGUCAGAUAAAUCAGAUAUUCUGGGGUCUGUUACCCAGGCUCCCCAUCAAACAGCAUGUUCCUUCGCCAUGUUGAAGUCGCUGACAUGGCAGAUCCUGACCAAUAGGGACUUUCAGCUGUUUGUGCUCAUGAACUUCUUCCAGGUAUUCAUGUUGGCUUUCUUUAAUAAUUUUACCAUGAUAUUCACUGAGCACCUGAUUCCUGCUGACGUACUUCCAUCACUGGCCAAGAGCAUCAUGUAUGGAGCAGGAUUCAUCUGUCCACAGCUGUUAGUAUUGAGCAGUCAAAGUCUGCUGCAUGGUCUUGGCUAUUAUAAGAUAAUCCUCUACACCUUCUACCUUGAGGCAGGAAUGGCAGUGGUCAUGCUAACACUUGGUCCUCAGCACUACUAUAUCCUGGCAUUUUUCCUCACUAUUAACAUGAUUAUAAUACAAGCAGCUUUCAGUCUUUUUGGCUUACCUCUGGCUGAUAUAAUUGACACAGAUCUGCAGAAACACAAGCGCAGUUCCCCUCUUUCCUCCAUGGUGUUUGGAACAAAUGCUCUGUUCACUAAGCCAGCUCAGUCUCUGGCACCGAUGAUAGUGCUUAAUAUCCUGAACCAGUUUGGAUAUGAGCAGCUGAAGGAUGCAGGACAGGAUUCAAAUCCAAGCGCUUUAGAAAGCCUCCACAGCGUCAUGUUCUACUUGGUGUGUCUGGUGCCAGUGUGUGUUGCUGCGCUGCAGAUCCUGGCUUGGAGGCCGUUUUCCAUCCGCAACAGUCACACAGUUGAUACAAAGUACAUCGAUGCCUAAUUUCGGUAUUUUCUCAAAACAAGGUGAUUCUAUGUUUUGUUUAUUUUUUAAUUUGUGAUUUGGGGAAGUUUCUAUAGCAAUCACAUGAACAUAUUUUUAAAUUGACUGUUUGUAGCAGUCUAUGAAUAUAUACUGAAAAUGUGUGAUGAACAACUACUUUAAAUCAUUUUGGUAUGUUAGCUGAUUGGUGACAUCAAAGAAAUAAAAUCAGGGAUGUACAAUACUGUGCACAUGUAUUGAAACGCCUCAUUUCUUUAUAUCUUGCCAGUAAAGUUUGUUUCUAGGCCUGUAAUUUCCUCUUUUGUGCUCCGUUUGUUAGUUUCCUCAGAUGAUGUUGGAGAACACACUGCACACUGUGUUGAGACAUGCCAAAUUUUUUGCCAAUGGCUUAUUAUGAAUAAUCUUGUAGUUGC
This is a messenger RNA of Melanotaenia boesemani (Boeseman's rainbowfish), 2183 nucleotides long. It is a transcript of the gene mfsd13al, whose product is annotated as major facilitator superfamily domain containing 13a-like. The record is from RefSeq and is a predicted model, not a curated record. The transcript is spliced from 7 exons. Lineage: Eukaryota; Metazoa; Chordata; Actinopteri; Atheriniformes; Melanotaeniidae. The coding region runs from base 325 to 1770 and encodes 481 amino acids.